AUGUUCAUUAAAACAGAUCAUGAGUCAUGUAGCGUUAAAUAUUACAGAUAAAUAUUUGUAAUAUAUUUAUUACAGGAGGGAUGGGCUUCCGGAGGGGGUUGGCAAGGGCCAGCCAUGCUGAGCUGUCGUGGGCAUAAAGACCUGAAGGAGAGGAGGAAAGGGGCUGGGCUAAGGAACGGCACGGGCAGAGGCCUGAAAACAGGACUCAGCUUGGCUGUGUCUGAGGAGUCGUGAGACAGGGAGGUCACCGAGGGCCUCGUCUAAUUUCUCCUUUCAUCUGAGUGGAUGGAAACCUUGGAGGGUUUUGGGAAGAGCACAGAAUGAGCGGGCUGUAAGGUUACAUGGUCACUCUGGUUUGUAUUGAGAAUAACUGCAGCAGGCUCAGCAGGGGGCUCGGGUGGAAGCCGCUCUGUGUCUUGGAUUAACAAACGCAGGUUUGCUGCCCAUGCUACAGCGGUCAGCCUGGUUAUGUGCCUCCAUAACUGGCCUCGCUGCUUUUUCAUGGUGCAGGGAAAUGCUGCUUCCGGAAGCCCAUUCAUAGUCUCCUUUGUAGCCUGGAAUUGA
Messenger RNA from Mandrillus leucophaeus (drill), 564 nucleotides. RefSeq lists its product as uncharacterized. NCBI's taxonomy places the organism in Eukaryota, Metazoa, Chordata, Mammalia, Primates, Cercopithecidae. The record is from RefSeq and is a predicted model, not a curated record.